This is a messenger RNA of Melanotaenia boesemani (Boeseman's rainbowfish), 3162 nucleotides long. RefSeq lists its product as uncharacterized. The record is from RefSeq and is a predicted model, not a curated record. The transcript has 2 exons. NCBI's taxonomy places the organism in Eukaryota, Metazoa, Chordata, Actinopteri, Atheriniformes, Melanotaeniidae. Gene Ontology annotation, molecular function: nucleic acid binding. Bases 161 to 2296 code for a protein of 711 amino acids. Gene Ontology annotation, biological process: DNA integration.
CAUAUUGACCUCUGCUAAAUUAGAUGCCACCAGCUACAGGUGGCUUGCAGCUUUGUCUAACUACAACUUUAAGUUGCAGUAUAGAGCGGGCAAGCAGAACUUAGACGCUGAUGGACUAUCUAGACGUCCUCAUGGUGAACUUGUAAAUGAUGUCCAGUCCAUGAAGGAGCAGGAGCGGGUGAGCCGGUUCGUAGAGAGCCACUUAGCUGACACCAACACCACAGAGCUUGUAGAUAGUGAUGUUGUCCAAGCAAUCUGUCAGUCCCACUUUGUGAAGAUCAGAGAUGAGAGUCAGGAUAGGGGUGUUACUCUUGUAGAGUCACUUACCGUCUCUGCUGACGCGAUCCCAGACAUCUAUGUUUCAGGGGAACACAGCGGCUUACCAACCAUUCCUGCCUUGUCCCAGUCAGAACUGAGAGACAAACAAAGAGAGGACUCAACAAUCCGCCAAGUGAUUGAACAGCUGGAAAAUGGUCAAGCACCUCCACCAACUGCUAGAAAGGAACUCCCAGGUCUCCCACUUUUGCUCAGAGAACUCAAUCGGUUAGAGAUUCAUAAUGAAGUGUUAUACAGAAAAAGACGGGAUGGGGACCAAGUGACCCAUCAGCUCGUUCUUCCAGAGGAGCUCAGAGCUCCUGUGCUCCAAAGUUUGCACAAUGAUAUGGGCCACUUGGGAAUCGACAGAACCCUUGAUCUGGUCAGAACACGCUUCUACUGGCCACGGAUGGCAACAGAUGUUGAGCAAAAAGUAAAAACUUGUGAGCGAUGUACACGCAGAAAAACCCCCCCUGAGAAAGCAGCUAGCCUUGUCAACAUAACCACUACCCGACCUUUAGAGCUAGUCUGUAUGGACUUUCUCAGUCUGGAACCUGACAGCAGCAACACUAGCAACAUCCUCGUAAUGACCGAUCAUUUUACUAAAUUUGCCCUGGCGUUGCCUACUCCCAAUCAAAAAUCAAAAACCGUUGCCAAGUGCUUGUGGGACCAGUUUAUCGUUCACUAUGGCAUACCUGAGCGCCUGCAUAGUGAUCAGGGACCUGAUUUUGAAGCAAAGCUAAUAAAAGACCUCUGUGAAAUCUCAGGCAUAAAGAAAAUAAGAACAACCCCUUACCAUCCGCGGGGCAAUCCCACUGAGAGAUUUAACAGGACGCUGCUUAGCAUGUUGGGAACACUUGAAUCCAAACAGAAGUCCCACUGGAAAGAUUAUGUUAUGCCAUUAGUACACGCGUACAACUGCACACGUAGUGACGUAACAGGGUUUUGUCCCUAUGAAUUAAUGUUUGGGAGAAAACCUAGAUUGGCAGUUGAUCUUGCGUUUGGACUUCCCCUCAACAAAGAUCAGAAGGUGACUCAUGUGCAAUAUGUUGAAAGUCUCAAGAAACGUAUUGAGGAAAGCUAUAAGUUAGCUUCUCAAAAUGCUCGGAAAGUGGCAGAAAAAAACAAGGCCAGGUUUGACCGCAAAAUCACAGUCUCUGAACUUGAACCUGGGGAUAGGGUUUUAGUUAGGAAUGUGAGACUGCGUGGUAAGAAUAAGCUAGCGGAUAAGUGGGAGGCAGACGUGCACGUUGUAGUCAAGCGUGCAGGUCACUUGCCCGUUUAUACUGUUAAACCUGAGUCAAAGCAAGGUCCCUCGCGAACCCUACAUAGAGACCUUUUGCUUCCCUGUAGUUUCCUCUCUGCUGCCACAGCAGAAAUAUCUGAAGGUGCGCCGAUUCACCGUCCUAAGACACGGCAAACUGUUGUUACAGUAAGCACCGAUCUUGAAGACUUAACCGAUCUUGACAAUGAACAUUUGAUUCAAUGGGUUGAGGAAUCCCCAUCUGAAGAAAUUGCCAGAUUUACUACUGUGACGGAGUGUGAGAAACCUCGACAACUGGAUAUGACAAACCCACCUGAUUGUGACUUAUCGGGAGCUAAAGCUCAUGCAGAACCUGAUAUGAAGGAAAAUGCGAGUGUGGAUGGAGACAAUAAUGAAACUGACAACCUUGUGGAAAACAUACUGGAUGGAGAUGAUCCUGGAAAUGAUAAACCUGUGGAAAAUGAAGGCCUAACAAUUCAAGAAAGACCUCCUGUGGAUUCAGUUGAGGAUGAAGGAAACCACUCAAUUGACUCACCUGAUGAGAUGGACAAUAAUGAUCCCAUUACAACCCAGCCUGUGAGACGAUCAGAAAGAAUCAGACAACCUCCUAAAAGACUUGAGUAUCCUGACUUAGGAAACCCUCUAGUGACUGUUGUUAAGUCACUGUUUCAGGGUUUGAGUAUAGCCUUCUCAGAGUCCCUUGCAACCAAAAAUUGACAGUAACGGUUACACAUGCAACGAGACGUGCAUGAUCAUUAACAGGGGAGGGUGUAACCCAGUGUAGAAAAUGACCCCUUUUUCUGUUAUGGAAUAAAAUUGUACGCUUUUAUUUUGAAAAACUUUUAUUUUGAAAAGAGGAAAUGCAGUCCAUUUUGCUUCACUAUCUUCCUGUUUCAUGGUCACGUUAUGUGAUAAUGACUUUCUGAUUGGUUAAGAGUAAUAUCAGUUCCACCUUCCAAGCAGUGGACUGAGACACGCACUAGUUAGCGUUUUUUUGCACUCUGAGAAUGAACAAGAGAGAUUGUAGACAGUCCGAGCCACACCUUAUGGGUCGUUUGGUGGAAGGGAAUAUGAGCCAGAGAGACCAUAUGGCUGUGUCCCUUGCUGUGCUCGUGCUGACACCUCAUCUUGGCUAGGUUUUUCCGUCCUGAUGGUUGAGUCACUGACAAGUUGGACUCCUGGAUACCUGAUGUUCUCCGGCUGGAGAUGGCGAGCCUGAACCCAGAGCUGAGCUGAAUGGAACUCUUGUCUAAAGAUCCUCUUCUUGAAGUUCAUCAGCAAAGUGGUAACAACUCCAACCCGCGGACAGGAACAGAACUGAACUAAAAAGAAAGUUUGACUCGACUAACGACUUAAAGACAAAUAUUGAGCUCAAAGACUGGGGUUUUGUUUUAUGCCGGCUUAGUAUCAUUGUCACUGUUAUUGAAUUUGUAAAUGUGCAAUUUAUUUUUUUUCUAAUUUUUUCUACAAAUAACAAUCGUUACGGUCACUUAUUCCUGCUUCCAGCCAUUUCCUUCUGCACUCACUCAGGUUGUCAUUGUACUCCUGCCGAAUCUAGUUACUGUUUCAUACGUUUGCAUAUU